AUGCGGGAGAUCGGCGACGCGGCUUAUCGCCACCGACAGGAAGUGGAGUCUGGGGACCGCAUCAUCGUCGGAGUCAAUCGCUACGCUAACGAUGAGCCACCGGUAGAAGAUCUGAUGCGCGUUGACGAAGAGGCCGCCCGACAGCAGGUGGCGCGCCUCGAACGCCUGCGCCGUGAGCGCGACGGUGGCGUGUCUCAGGCCGCGCUCGCUCGAUUGGCCGACAUCGCCCGCGGUGCCGACAACACGGUGCCCGCGAUACUGGAAUGCGUGAAUGCCUACUGCACCCUGGGAGAGAUGUCCGCCGUCCUGCGCGAAGCCUUCGGCGAACAGGAGGAGAUGGCGGCGUUUUAG
Molecule: messenger RNA, 351 nt
Organism: Geodia barretti
Lineage: Eukaryota; Metazoa; Porifera; Demospongiae; Tetractinellida; Geodiidae
Source: the annotation of a GenBank genome assembly